CACCUCUGCCAAGACGCAACGCCACCUCCUGAGUGAAAGGAGUGCGAGGUUCAGGGCACAGCAGUAAUUGCAGUCUUUUAUUUGUCCAUUGUAUCUUGGGGGCACGUAUAUGGGGAGGGGAGGUGAAGACAGGCCGUCUACCGAGACUUACAGGAGUUGGGCUUUUUGCGAAAAGGCAGUCGGGGACCCUCCCCUACCUCCACCUUCAGAUUAGUACUGCCCAACCCCCACCCGAGGCAGUCGCCCUCCCGGGCUGUGUCCUCGCCCUCGCGUCCAAGUGGAGCCUACAGAGCUCCAGACAUUUAGGUCACGGCCCCAAGCUGGUUGUUCCCGUUUCCAAGGCGUUUGCCUGAGCCCCCGACCCCCCAUUGCCACCCCAUCCUCACACUACAGACUCGGGGCACAGAUUGGUUUUAUUGAGAGACUUUAGACCGGCAAAGACCUUGUGAACAGGAGGGAUUCAGACAAGCUUCGAAAUCCUUUUCUCAACGGAAGCGUCUUUAAAUGCUAAGCAAAAGCCCACCUAGGUAUCGGGUAGGGAUCAAGGCGGAGUUGCGGGACGUCUGGAGCUCGGAAGUCUGGAAGGGGUUCGAAGGUCUGCGUCGGGAGCCGCACACAGGAACUCCCGGCUAAAGGCCGAUUGUGGGGGUCUCUCAAGUUGAAAGACUGGUGCAAACCACGCACGCGUGAGUCAGCGCUGCCCCAGGGGCCCUCCGCCCCCUGGAGGUGGGUCGUGUACCAGGAGUGGAGUAGAGUAGGCCAGGAGAAACUGGGCCAGGCUGCACUUUUAGCUCGAGGGGCCUCGAGGACUCUUCGCGUCUCUGGAGACAAGGGCACUACACGCACUUCAUAAUGAAGAGUUGCGGGAGCAUGCUGGGGCUCAGGGGGCUGCGGCUGCCCCCGGCGGGGAUCCUGCUCCUGUUGCCGUUCCUGCCGCUGCUGCUGCUGCCCGCAGCCCCCGCGCCCCAUCGCGCUCCCUACAAGCCGGUCAUCGUGGUGCACGGGCUCUUUGACAGCUCGUACAGCUUCCGCCACCUGCUGGAAUAUAUCAACGAGACACACCCCGGGACUGUGGUGACAGUGCUCGAUCUCUUCGAUGGGAGAGAGAGCUUGCGACCCUUGUGGGAACAGGUGCAAGGGUUCGGAGAGGCUGUGGCCCCCAUCAUGGCAAAGGCCCCUCAAGGGGUGCAUCUCAUCUGCUACUCGCAGGGGGGCCUGGUGUGCCGGGCGCUGCUCUCUGUCAUGGAUGAGCACAAUGUGGAUUCUUUCAUCUCUCUCUCCUCUCCACAAAUGGGACAGUAUGGAGAUACAGACUAUUUGAAGUGGCUCUUCCCUACCUCUAUGAGGUCUAACCUCUAUCGGAUCUGCUAUAGCCCCUGGGGCCAGGAAUUCUCCAUCUGCAACUACUGGCACGACCCCCACCACGAUGACUUGUACCUCAACGCCAGCAGCUUUCUGGCCCUGAUCAAUGGGGAAAGAGAUCAUCCCAAUGCCACUGCAUGGAGGAAGAACUUUCUUCGUGUGGGCCGCCUGGUGCUGAUUGGGGGCCCUGAUGAUGGUGUUAUUACCCCCUGGCAGUCCAGCUUCUUUGGUUUCUAUGAUGCAAAUGAGACGGUCUUGGAGAUGGAGGAGCAACUGGUUUAUCUGCGGGAUUCUUUUGGGUUGAAGACUCUCUUGGCUCGGGGAGCCAUAGUGAGGUGUCCGAUGGCUGGGAUCUCCCAUACGGCCUGGCACUCCAACCGUACCCUUUAUGAGACCUGCAUUGAACCUUGGCUCUCCUGAGGAUGUCCUCAGGGAUCCCUCAGGAACUUCCCAGCCCAGAGACCAAGCGGUGGCCUUGGAAAGCAGAUGUCAGCUCCGGUGUGCCUGCAACCACCCCAUUGCUCCCACACUGCCCCCACCAACCAGGGCUCCCAGGACUCCCUUCCUGUGCUCCUCUGUAGAUGAUAAAUCCUGGUCUCCCCCAACCUCAUGUUUGGGGUUUGCUCCACGCUCUCUCACUCUCCCGAGGCCGGGAAGAGAGAAACCAGGUUUUUAUCUCGUGGCUGCUCCUGCUGCUGUGGUUGCUCUGUCUCUGGCUGUAUAGGAGAACCCAGCCCCUGCCCACUACAGGGGUCUCCUUCUAGGCCACUCAGGACAUUUUUAGCUCCUGUUCUCCCCAUGUUCCUUUUUUCUCAGCCCUCCCAACUCCCAGGAAGGACUACCCAUGAGAGUGGGGUUCUGAGGCUCCCCUAUGGGGACAGUUCCGUUCUUGAAAUGUCAGUAUUGGGGAAUAUCUAUGGCCUGUGAGGCCCAUCUCAGGUUUGGGGAUCCCCCAGUCCCUCUGUUCAGUGUUGGGGUACCCCCUGGGAGCCUAGUGUCUUUGAGGCCCCAGCCCCUUUUAGCUACCAUUGAAUGGGUGUUAACCCUGUAUUUAUGGAAAUAAAAGUCCAUUUCCUCA
Molecule: messenger RNA, 2440 nt
Organism: Neofelis nebulosa (Clouded leopard)
Lineage: Eukaryota; Metazoa; Chordata; Mammalia; Carnivora; Felidae
Gene: PPT2
Product: palmitoyl-protein thioesterase 2
Exons: 9
Coding region: 853-1782 (309 amino acids)
Cellular component (GO): lysosome
Molecular function (GO): thiolester hydrolase activity; palmitoyl hydrolase activity
Source: RefSeq, a predicted model, not a curated record